Odobenus rosmarus divergens (Pacific walrus) is the source of this 633-nucleotide messenger RNA. RefSeq names its product olfactory receptor 8D4-like. The record is from RefSeq and is a predicted model, not a curated record. The transcript has a single exon. Gene Ontology annotation, cellular component: membrane. Gene Ontology annotation, biological process: G protein-coupled receptor signaling pathway; sensory perception of smell. Gene Ontology annotation, molecular function: odorant binding; olfactory receptor activity. The coding region runs from base 1 to 633 and encodes 210 amino acids. Lineage: Eukaryota; Metazoa; Chordata; Mammalia; Carnivora; Odobenidae.
AUGGGUGCAGGCAACGGCAGCGAGUUGAGUGAAUUCUUCCUUGAGGGCCUCACUGAUGAUCCACAGCUUCAGCCUAUAUUUUUUGCCCUCUUCUUCCUAAUCUAUGCAAUCACAAUGGUGAGAAACCUGGGCCUCCUUGCCAUCAUUGUGUUCAGCCCUCGACUCCACACUCCCAUGUAUUUCUUCCUCAGCAGCCUAUCUUUUACUGACUUCUGUUAUUCUUCAGUCACAGUUCCAAAAAUGUUGAUGGGGUUUUUCUCUGGUUGCCAAACAAUCUCCUUCUCUGGUUGUGUGGUACAGACAAGCUGCUUUGUGAUCUUUGCUGUCACUGAGUUCUUCCUCCUGGCUUCCAUGGCCUAUGACUGCUAUGUGGGCAUCUGCAACCCUCUGCUUUACCAUAUCAUCAUGUCCCCAAGGUUCUGUUUGCAGCUAGUGGCUGCCAGCUAUGCAGUGGGCCUAAUGAACAUGGUGGUCCUCAUGAGCACAACUUUUUAUCUGACCUUCUGUAAAUCCCAUGCCAUCACUCACUAUUUCUGUGAUAUCCCUCCCCUUUUAAAACUCUCUUGCUCUGACACACAGAUACUCCAACUUCUCCUCUUUGCCUGUGGUGGCUUAAUGUGUCUGUGUCCCUGA